AUGAAGCUGCCGUAUCUUACGGCUUGUUGCAAGGAAGCGAUGCGAAUGAUUCCUAGUGUUGGUUUAACACUCCCCAGAAUUGUUCCACGCGGUGGCCGCUACAUUGCCGGUCAAUGGUUUGACGGGGGUGUGCGCGUGGGCGUGAAUGCUGCGGUGAUCCAUUUCAAUAAGGAGGUAUUUGGCGAUGACGCCGAGGAAUUCAAUCCAGAACGAUGGUUCAGAGCGAAUGCGAGCCGUAUGGAUCGAUACAUGUUCCAGUUCGGUGGUGGCUCAAGGACUUGUAUUGGAAAAAAUAUAUCCCUUUGUGAGAUACAUAAGCUAGUCCCAGAGGUACUUCGACUUUACAGGUUUGAAAUGGUUGAUCCUGCGGAGGAACUGAAAACCAUGAAUCGCUGGUUUAAUAAACCAAGGCAUCUUGAUGUGGUUGUUAAAAACCGAUCUGCGGACAUGUAA
This is a messenger RNA of Aspergillus puulaauensis, 453 nucleotides long. RefSeq lists its product as uncharacterized. The record is from RefSeq and is a predicted model, not a curated record. Bases 1 to 453 code for a protein of 150 amino acids. Lineage: Eukaryota; Fungi; Ascomycota; Eurotiomycetes; Eurotiales; Aspergillaceae. The transcript is spliced from 3 exons. Gene Ontology annotation, molecular function: monooxygenase activity; iron ion binding; heme binding.